GACCCCCGCCCCGUCGCUCCUGGGCGCCGGGAGAACCGGGAGGCGGCGGCGGCGGCGGCCAACUUCCUUCCCGGCGCGGCGUCUCCAGCCCCGGCAGAGCGCGGCCAGCGGGGAAUUCCCAUGAUGCGUUGGCCAAAAGAUACAAAAGGGGAAGCAGCCAUGAGAUCGUUGGUCUUCACUUAACGAUGCAAGCCAGAAUGGCUGCUGUAGAAGCUGCAGGCAUUGUUCAGAAUCCCAGGGCCAAGUCUCUCUUGGUCAAAGACAGAAAAGAGUCCCAGGACGAAAAUGGGGCAGCCAGCCACUUCUCCGAACCCUGUGAUGCUUCCUUUGCUGGGGCAGAGCCAAAUCGGCAACAGGCACCGGCCAGCAAGCUGAAAAAGACAGCCUUUAAAUUCUUCGGGGGAAAGAGAAGCAUCUGCACCCUACCAAGCUUUUUUGGGGGGAAGAAUAAAAGCCAGGGCAAGGGAACCUCCAAAAAGGGUCUCAGCAAGAGCAAGACUCACGAUGGUAUCAGUGACACGGCGCACGAAGAGGCUAGUUCUGGAUGUCUCGGGAGUCCCUCGGACGGAGGGCCAGACUUCCCUCUUCCCCAGCUGCUGCCAAGUUCUCAGAGCGCUGUUUUGGGAGCCGAGCUCAGAGUUGGCUUCAUCCAGACCUCAAACCUUCUGUCCAGCAGCUCUGAAGGCUUUGAAAAGAAGCUGACAGGAGAGAAGUCCUUGUUCCUCCCAAGAUCCAAAAAGGGGCUGAAGGGGCUUUUUAAUAGCAUUCGCCGUCAUCGGAAGAACAAAGUUGCUGAACCUGAGAGGACUGAGCUGCAAGAAUGGGCUCUCAGGGACACGGUGACCGAAGAACAGCCAUGUGGAAGUGGGUUGGGUGGGAGUCCUCAUAGUGGGGCUGUGACACCAAAACGUGCAGACAAUUUUUCCCGUGAUGCUGUGCCUCAAAUAGCCAACCAUAAUAAGGCAGGAGAGAUGGACUGCUUGGCCUCAAGCCCAGUUAGGUCCAUUGGCGAGGCAGCUAGAGGACCAGCGUGUCCUGAAGGAUCUCGAGAUGGGCAGCCAAACCUGGAAGACAUCUGUGUUGACUCUGCCUACAGUGACCUCCCUGAUGCUUUUGAACCAGAGUUCCUGGAGAAGAGCCCUCCUUGCAUACCCUCCGGGGAACAACUUAGCUUGAUGUUUGGGGAGGUGACGUCUCUUAAAAGCUUUGACUCUUUCACCGGUUGUGGAGAUAUCAUUGCAGAACCGGAUAUUGAUAGCAUCACAGAGAGCUCGACAUCUGUGGAACGCAGCCGGGAUGCUACCAAGAGGACCUCUUGUUUGGUUACUUACCAAGGUGGAGGGGAGGAAAUGGCCCUGCCGGAGGAUUUAGAAGAGUACCUCCAGCAGAUGUGGGCAGGAGCCAUCAAAGGAGAUGCAGCCUCUGAAGCACAUCUGCCAGAGCUUAUAACCAAAUGUGACCUUCAGGGCAUGAAUGGUGCCAAGCAGGAAGUUAAACUAUACACUGAAGGAACAAGGAAUGAUAUAGACCUUCUGACACCACAUAGCGAUCAACAAGAAUCUGCUCCCAAUAGCGAUGAGGGCUACUACGAUUCUAGCACCCCAGGUCCUGAAGAUGAAGCUGUUGAUGGUUUAGAUGAAAUCAAAAAGGACCGCCUUCCGAGGGACAGCUACAGCGGGGAUGCUCUUUAUGAGUUCUAUGAACCAGAUGAUGCACUGAUGAGCCCAUCUCAUGGAGAUGGAUCCUGGUUUGAUGGGAAAGUGUCUCCUUCGAAGAUAUUUGACCAGUUCUUGGACUUUGUUCUCCCCAGUGAGAAGGACUUGAUCUGGCUGAUGGAACAGAAAAGUGAAGUGAUGGAAACAGAAGAGCAGAGGCUGGCAACCCUCCAGAAACAGCUGCUUUUUGGGGAGAUGCAAAGAGAGCCAGCCCUGAAACACCUCCAGGAGCUUAGAAGAGACCAACUUCUGAGACCAGGGCAGCUGUCUGAAUGUAAAAUGCAAACAACCAACUUAGUUGAGAAGAGCUCGAGUUGCCUUGGUUGUGAGCAAAUGAAUUUUUGUGCUUUGAACGACGGUCUAAAUGGUGGAAAGAAGCUAGCAGAAAACCAAGACUGGGAAGAUGAUUUCCAUAAGAAGCUCUGUCCAGAAAAGCUUUGUGAUAGCAGCAGCACCACUAAAGCACAUAAUAGUUGCCUUAUUCAGCCGUUAGAGAAUGGCUCAGAGUUGGGCUCCAGCAGUGAACAUCUGGUGCUUGAUUCCUGUGCUUUGGCUUCGGGAAACUCUGUGACCUACCCUCUCUACAGGGUGCAUGGGCACCACAGCUGCUCUCCGAGAGCUGACUUUCAAGAGCCCUGCCAGGAACGCAAUGAAGAACCAGAACAAGCUGUCAACUUCUCACAAGCCUUGGUGGAAUUCACCAGCAAUGGGACUCUUUUCUCCAGCCUGUCUGAAAGUCUUAGAAGCUCCAAUUCAGGCUCUGAGUUCACUCAGAACCUUCCUGACCUCCCCACAAUGGUGACCUUUGACAUAGUCGAUGUAGAACAGGAAGGGGAAGGGGAAUGCGAGGAGCAUCUGGAGAUGAACACGGAUGAGGACAUGACCUCAUCCUUUGAGGCUUUCAAGGACACUUACGACUCCAAAGCAUCCUUUGCUGAAUGUAAUGAGCGAAUGUUUCCUGAGUAUCCUCAGAUCUCUUUCCACUGGGGAGCUGCCAGCCUUCCUCGGUGUCUUCGACUUCAGGAGCUGAGUCCACCUCUUCUGGAGCCACUGUCUGUCUGCAGGAGAAGCCGAUCCCUUGAUACCGAAAGUCUGGAGUUUGAGCUGGCAAGCUUGCAGCUAUCCAAGAAGAGCUUUAGGUCAUUUGAGCUCUGGAGCGGUUCCAAAAAGAAUCCUGGUCCUCUUGGGUUGGACAAUGGCCAGGAAGCUGUGCCACAUUCUCCAGGAAAAAGAGAAGAAGCUAUUGGUGGCCUCUCAUGGCCAGGACGGUUGAAUGUACCACAUGGCAAGAAGGAAUCUUCCUUGCAAGAAACAAAAACAGGAGAGACUGGUUGGAACACACACCCCUCUCAAAGUCCUUGGGGAAUAUUGAAGCACUCUGACAUGGCUCCUCCUUUGGCUCACCUGGGGCAGAAUUCCAUCAGUGAACCAGCUGGACGCCUUCAAGCAGAUGGAAGCAACCAUCCAGUCCUUCCAGCAUUGAGACCAUUGACCAGACCCUCCACUCUGUUUCUGCAGGCGCCUGUGAUGUCUCCUAAGAGGCCUGGUGGGGACAGUUUGUCGAAAAAACAUGCUUGGGUCCUCCCUUUGGGAGAGAAUGGUCUAGACUUGCCUUUGAGCUUUGAUUUUCCUUGCUCCCCUGAUAAGCCGUCAAUGUGUAAGCCUGGGGAUGUGGCUCAGGAAACAUCUCAGUUUCACACCAAGCAGUGCUAAGACCACCUACAGGGGCAAGGCUGAACAGUGGGGAAACUCUAGACCCAGAACAUUUGGGAAGCACUUCCUGCCAGCUAGUUAGUCUAUGAACUUAGCUAGCCAAGUAGCUUUUGUUAAUAGGGCUCCAGCUGAAUUGUUUUUGUUCCGGUGGGCUGUGAGAAUACAGAAAAUAUUGCAGACUGUUGACUUUGGUUUGAAGCUAGGAGAACUGGGUGAAAUGUUGAUGUUUCUCCUUAAACAGACAUGCUUGUGUGUAGAGGGAACUUCUGUUGAUGCACAAAAUGAUAUGAAGAGAACAGGGACAGUCUCAGAAGUUGAGAUGGGAAUAAAGUCCUGAAUUAUUUCCAGUUCCACCAUUAUGGGAAUAGGAGAAGAAAUAAUUUCCAAAAGUCAACUAGGUGGCCAAAGUUAGAAGGUAUAUUUUGGAGGAGCAAGAAACUCGAGGACCUGCCAAAAUGAGAUGUUUGCUUAUGGUGAAACUUGUUAACUCCUAGUUUUUGAGGACACGUGCUUAGAAGUCAACCUACUAAGCUGCUUUUAUUCCAAGAGAUGCCUGUAGAAGAGAGUGCAAAUAGAGAUACUUACCUUUUAUGGUCCCAGAACCUCCUCUAGAAUGGAUGGGGCCAGUUUCCUCUUUCUUUUUUUAGUUGGGAGGGAAGUUAAGGGACAGAAUUAGUGCCUUAAGCCUUCUAAAGGCUUAGCACCCAUUUUAUAUCCCCCCCCCCAAUGGGUCUUGGCCUGGGCCAUGGUUGGAAUGUGGCCUUUGACAAGUGGCACAAGGUCUUGGAUAGCCUUGAGCCAACAGAAGUCUGGCACUUGUGAUAUAUAGGAUUGCAGCUGUGCAGCAUAUCUUAAGUGCAGCUGUGCAGCAUAUCUUACUUGUUACAGCAGCAUUUCCCAACCUUGACAAAUUGAAGGUGAGUGGAUUUCGAUUCCCAGAAAUCUCAGCAAUGCUAUGCUGGCUAUGGAAUUCUGGGAGUUCUGGGAGUUGAAGUCCAUAUACCUAGAAAUGGCUCAGGUUUGGAAAUCCUGCUUUAGGGUAUGCUGCUCAAUUUGGUUGGGCUUUAUGUAGUUUCAGUGGGGGAUGGGAGGCAGAAAACUACCCAACCUGGUGCUUGUCAAUGAGGAGAUUCGGUUGCAGUGGAUGGGAUGGGCAAAAUAGCAAGAAGGUGGCUAUUAGUUAAAUUAGGGCAAGAUGUGAUUAAAAGGGAAACGGGCCAAAAAAAGGCUCUGAAAUCUGUAAUCUAGGAGCAUCUUACUUGGGGGGUAUAUUGCUUUUAAGAAGACAUGCAUACAAUUAAAAAAAUUUAAAAACACUUCUUGAUACUGAAACAAAGUAAUGUCAAUGCAGUGGAGGUUUUGUAAUGUCCAAAGAGCAUAUUUUAAAAAGUGGGGGAAACCCCAAUACAUGCAAAACUGUCUUUAUUUAAAGUAAUAGGAUUCUGUUAUUUUUUUAUGGUAAAAUUUUAGAGCUGUGCAGCACUUCCAGUUUGAUUCCAGAAAAGAGACUUGGCUUGCUUGUAUGUGUUGGUCCUGUGUCUCUCUCUCUCUGUUUGUAUGUGAAUCCUGUCCCUAGCACUUUCAAGACGCUGUGCCAUUUUCCAGGAUCAGCUGGCCAUUGCAGAAGGAAGCCAUGCGAUCCAGAGAAAGGACGUAGUUGCUUUAAUGAGCUACAUCCAGACUGAUUGUGAGCUCCGAAGUUCAUUUUUUGGAAUCAGAUUCGAAGUGCUGCUGGGCAGAAUAUCUGUUGAAAUCAAUUUUCUAGGGUGCCUAGGAUGGCUAUGCGUUAAAAUAUUGGAUGCAGAGAAGCUUCUUAGGAAAUAAAGCUUCCAUCAGUUGGCCAAAGUUGACUUGGUCUCCUGAAUUCCUCUCACAGCUGUCUUGUACUGUAUCACAACUUAUCCUUGUUGCGCAUAAGAAAGAUGUGUGUCUAGGGAAUUGUGAUAUUCCAAUGUGCAUUUCCCCCUAUAUUUAUUGUGACAUUCCAAUGUGCAUUUCCCAUAUAUAUAUAUAUAUAUAUAUACCAAGUCGGAUUGACUAGUUUAUUAAAAAAAUCCAGAUCCUGUGUCCCACCUGUGCACACUGUAAGGCAGGUAAUAUGCAGCAAAAGCUCUCAAGUCUGUCUCUUUGUCAAAGACACGGUUUAAGAAUGCCCGAUAGAUAUAUUUAUGGAAUGAGGGGUCCUUGGUGCUCUGUGAACUUAGUUGUUUUCUUGCAGACUUUUCAUUACCCAAACUAGGUAACAUUAUCAGUGCCAGUGAGUACUAAAUAACACUGAUGAUGUUACCUAGUUUGGGUAAUGGAAGGUCUACAAGAAAAGCUCAGAAAACAUCAAGGAAUAUUUGAGCUACAACUAUUCUCUUUUACUGAUAUUUGCAAAGUUUGUGCAGGAGAACUUCAGGGAGACUCAGCUCUAACAAUCCAUGCAACAUCUUUUUCAUAGUUGUCCCAGCGGUGUUCGGAAUUCGCAACUGAGACGAACGUUGAAAGUCUGAUCAGACGGUUGGUGCUAAUACUUCAGAAUCCUUUUUGCACAAAGACUGAUGCAACUUUUUUUUUUUCAAAAGCUCGCAGGCAGAGCAAGAGCGGGUCCAGCUUCUACAUGAUGAUGAAAAAGUUGUGAUUAUCACCCAUUCUUAAUCUGUGAUUAUCACCCAUUCUUCAUUGGGUGAAGGAAAGCCCUUGAAUCCUGGUCCCUGAAAUUUGGGGGUGAGAUUUUACUUUUUAAAGAAAUGGGAAUGACAAAAAAAACAACCACCUUUGUGAUUAACUUAAAUUAAUCUGGACGUAUCAUUUAAGUUCUCCCUCUAAAUAGGAGCUAGAAUAUUUGACACAGCCCUCUGCUGUUCUUGAAAAGAAGAAAAGAAGAAAACGGGGUUCUUGGCCAUAAAAAGGCUGCUCCCAUUUGUAGUAAAUCAAGGAUUUCCCAUUAAAUAAAUGACAGGCUUUCAGUGUUUGGUGAAAACAAUUAAAUUAGGCGGAAAGAUUCUAUUUCAGUCUUAAUAAUAAUAAUAACACAGUUGGAAGGGAUCUUGAGGUCUUUUAGUCCAACCCCCUGCUCAAGCAGGAGACCCUCUACCAUUUCAGACAAUCCCUUCUUGAAAGCCUCCAGGGAGAUUUCCCUGCCAUGUUAAUUUUUUGGGGGGAGGGGAGGGGUUACGUAACGGCACCUUGAAAACCGAACCUUCCCACCUCCGAUGUUUGGGAACAAGUUUUCCACCUGAUCUCCAUUUUCUCAGACUCUUCUGGUCUUGGACUUUGCUACUAACCAUCAAUUUGCCAUCUCCUUCAAAGGGUGGGGGGGUUCUUCUCUGGAUUCCAAUUUGGGUAGUGAAUGGGAAGAUUUGCUUGAAAAUCCCUGAAACCUCCCUCCAAACAUUUGGUGGCACUUUGAGCAGGGUGUGACUGAGCCCAACGCUAGCCUGUUUGUUAAUUCCACUCAUCUAAAAAUACCUAAGACGGCUUUCCUUCUGAAUGGCACGUCUUGAUUCAUAGAGCAAUAUCCCCUGUUGCUCUUAGCCAGCAUGACCAUUGGCCAAUGUUUGGAUCCCAUAUCUCUGACUGCAAGUCUGGGUGAUUCCAAGCCAAACGACAGCUCACUGGUCAUGGUGUGGUGGGCCAUCAACACUUGAAGAUCCUCCAAAUGUUGCCUACCUGAGACUUCUGAAAUGGGAUGGAUGGAAUUGAGAGGCAUGAUCUGUUGAAGGGACCUCUGUUUUCAAUUGCUGCAAACAAUUACGCUGCCGAUAGAUAGGAUGGGUGAAGUUCACUGUGUAAAGUGUUUUGUUCACGGAUUGAUGCUUUCGGUUGCAUUGGGUUUGGCGUGGCGUGCACAUAGUUCGUUCUUCCUUUUGAAUAUAUCACCAAAGACAUCUUGUGGAAUUGUUAAAUGGCGUAAACACUUCUCUUUUUUUAUUUGGUUGGUUGUUUGGGGAAAAGGGGUGUAUCAUAGGUGUUCAAACUAAUAAGAAUGUUUGUCUACAGAUAUGUAUUUGCUAGCCUCCAGGUUGUGGAUAUUUAUAGAAAUGCUUUUUUUUUCCUAAAGAAAACCAAUUUUAUAAUAUACUAGGGUACUCAAGACUUUGACUUUGCAUCUGUCCUCAUUCUAAAAGAGUUUUCUGAUUUUGGCGUUGUGGUCUCUGAAAAAAAAAAAGUGAAUUGUCGCAAGGAAAUGUUGGCUGAAUUGUGAGGAAGGGCAAGCACGAAAGGUGGAGUAGUAGAGCUGGAAUGGAUCUUCUCAUGUUACAAUCUGUUUUGUAGUCUUGGUUGGACUUGAUUGGACAUUUUUGACUUGAUAACUUUCAAGGCUCAAGAAAUAGAGAAGAUUAAGAUGGCAAUUUGCAUAGCACCAUAGGUUACACAAAAGGGGAUAUUGUUCCGACAGCAAGGGGAAACUGCCAUGUCUUUGAGGCUCCCUUGUAUUAAAAUAUGUACUCUGUGCACGUAGAAAAACAAACUUCCAUUAGCUCUUUGAGGUGGCCCAGAUAAGUAGCACAAGUACAAGCAGCAGCUGUCCCUAUAUUGUAAGAUUACAUUAACAGACUCUUGCAAUCUGAAAGUACAGGCAGUCCUCAACUUACAACCACAACUGAACCCAAAAAUUCUGUUGCUAAGUGAGACAUUUGUUAAGUGAAUUUUGCCCCAUUUUCUGAUCUAUCUUGCCACUGUUAUUAAGUGAAUCACUGCAGUUGUUACAUUAGUAACAUGGUUGUAAAGUGAAUCUAACUUCUUCAAUGAUAUCGCUUGUCAGAAGGUCGCAAAAGGGGAUCACAUGACCCCGGGACGCUGCAACGGUCAAAAAUAUGAAUCGGAUGCCAAGCAUCUGAAUUUUGAACACACGACCAUGAGAAUGCCACAAAGGUCAUGUGAACAACAGUCAUGUCACAUUUUUCAGUGCCGCUGUAGCUUUGAACGGUCACUAAACAAACUGUUGUAAGCUGAGGACUACAUGUAUUAAUCCCCUCCUUUCCUUUUAUUCUCCAGAAACUAUGGAAAGUUCCUUCUGAGAUGUUUUCCAUGUCCCUUUUCCUUUCAUGGACUGAGAUACCAUUUUUAAGAUGGUGGUCUAAGCUGCAACUCUUCUUGCUGUCUCCCAAGGUCAUUCUCACAUACUGAUACAAUAUCAGGAGGAGCAGUGAAGAAAAUGAAAAAGAGCUUCUUCACCAAGGCUAUAAACAUUCCCCAGUCUUCCCUGUUGCCCAUCUAAAAUGGUUCAGCUCAGGGUCAUGACCUCCUCAUUCUUGGUAAUACAUUGAAAUGAAAGGACGUAGGUCACAAAAUCUGAGGCUUGCUCUGCUUUCUAAUUUCUGGGGUGGUUGUUCAUUUUUCUGAGAAGGGUUGGUUGACCAAUUCUGUAGUUGAAAGUCUACAUAAGGCGGGAACGUGCAGAUUUUUUUGGGACCCAUGGAAGGGCUCUCCACUCCUCCAAAGAUGAUUUGCAUCAAGAUAAGAGUUUUGUUGCUAUGGUUCCUUUAGCUUUGUAGUAUGUCCUUUCCACAAGAAGUCAUCACUGGACCAACCAGUCCUGGACAAUUUUUAUCCAGUUCUUCAGCCUUCCUUUUUUAAGUUGUAGGAAAUAUAAUCAAGCGACAGUGUCAGAGGUUCCUGGAGGAAAUGGAUUAUUUGGAUCAGUUUCAACUGGAACAUAGUCCAAAGUUUGCAUUGGUUGCACUUGGAGAUGAGCUGUGGUAGAGAUUGGAUGAGAGACAUUGGAGUGUCUGUCCAAUGUUCCUUGAUCUCUUAGUUGGUUGAGAUACUGCCAAUUACAGUACUUCUGGACUGGCUAUGGGGAUUUAAAGUGGUGGGCACCAGAUUAUGACGGUUCUCUUCCUUUUUCUGGUGGCUUCUACAUAGCAUUAACAGAGUAGAGCUCACAUCUAUGGCCCGGCAUCUGUGGGUGCCCAGAGGCUUGACGCUCUUGCCCCUUUUGUUUUAACAACUAUACCAAGGGUCUCCAAACUUGGUCAUUUUAAGACUUGUGGACAUUACCUCCCAGAAGCUGAAGUCCACAAGUCUUAAAGUAGCCAAGUUGGAGACCCCUGAUCUACGCAGAACCACUGGCUGAACCCAUCCAUUGGUUUGAUGUCCACACUCAUGAGUUUGCUGAUGAUACCGAACUGUACCUCUUGACCUCAGCUCUCCCAACAGAUGCUGCUCAAUUUUCUUUUCCAAUGUCUUGAGUCUGUGUGGGUCUGGAUGCAAAGGGACAGACUCAAGCUCAAUUCUAACAAGACUUGAAUAGUUCUAGAUAUUUGCCCAUUUCCCCCUCCCCAGUUCAGAGGACUUUCUAACUCUGGUCUUGGAUUUAUUUAUUUAUAUAAAUUGAUUUAUAUGGCUGCCCAGCUGACAGAUGCAGUUCUGGGUAACUGACAAAAAACAAACAAAACUAAACUAAAAAUAUGUUAUAUAAAUAUGGGGCAACACUUCUUUAUUCAACUGCCUCUUUGUGACAGACCUUGAACACCAAAGUUAUGAAUAUUAAAAUGACUUUUAUUAUAAGGUUACAGUAAGAGAGUCUUUCAACUCUCACUGUGCCUCUCCCUCCCUGUCUUUCUACUGAAGAAAACUAGGGAGGAGUCAGUCUGAGGUGCUUUUUCAAGUUACAUUCCUGCUUUGGAUUUGAAUUUCUCUUAUCUGACCAUUCCUUAGCUGUGGCUGUUUCUCCUUUUCCUCAAGAUUAUUUUUACAGCUCAUUACGACUAGUGUGUAAUCUUGGAGACAGUGGAUUGCUUUGGACUCAAAGCUCCUGUCUGAAGAGCAGGUGGCAGCUGUGGCCAAGAAGCCCUUUGCAAAGACCCAUUCAAUGUCCCAAAGAUGGUUUUUCAAGAGGCAACUGGACUUUCUGGUUUUUCUUUGAAGAUGUUUCGCUUCUCAUCUGAAGAAGCAUGCCUUUCCUAUCAAAGUUCCAGUUCUCUGAAAUAAGAUCCCCCACAGAUCCAUGGGGCUUCCCCCUUGAUGAUGUUCAGAAACACUUUGAACCCCUUCCUCUUCUCCCAGGCUUUGGGAUAGGAUAACAGUUGAGCUCCAUGGGAAAGCCAAAUUUGGCAACUUUAAGACGGUGGACUUCCAACUCCCAGAAUUCCUCAGCCACCGUACAAAUUCUGGUAGUUGAAGUCUACCAGUCUUCAACUUGCCAAAUUUGGAGAUGCCUUAGCUGGAUGAUUGAGAGUCUUCACAGACAACCCCAUGGGAAUGUUUUGACUCUACCUAUGGUCUCUUCUGGACAUAUCCAGUCUGUAUCUGUUAUCAUUGUUUCCUUCUUUUUAAGCAUAAGCUGGUCAAAGCCUAUUGGAAUAGACCAGCCUCUAAAUCAUAAAUUAAAAGAAAUCAACCUAGUUUCAUAUUUGAAGAAAAGAUGAUGGUUGCGACUUCUAUAUGUGCAGUGAAAAGCAGGGGUAACAUGUUAGUAAUGGAUUGUAGACAUCAGUGGACUUAAAAUUGGUGUCUGCCUUCAAUCAUCUUGUCCCCCAGGUAUCCUGUCCUUGAAAAGCUCACUUUGAUUUUUCUCUCUUGGAGAAUCUCUGGUUGGCUUACAUCUUUGCUUUGGAUUAGGGAAUAGCCUCUUUCUCUUAAACGGGGAUAGGCAGCCCUGUUUGCUAAAAUUAUUAGGUUUCCAAGGGAAUUUACAAGGAGCGUCUGAUGACCUAUUUGCAGAGCGGGUGGGAUUGGAUUUAACAAUUAUUCCUUGUAUCUUUUUAACAACUUGGUGCACUGUCACAUCUAUCUUAAUGCCUGCUAUUUUUAAAAAAGAAAACUAAAUGUCCUAUUGCUGGACUUUAGUGAUUUGCCACCAGCUUUUGGCAGAGUGAUGUUCAGGAAUUGCGGGUUCUGCCACAAAUUGGCUAGGGUGUGGUGGCACAGUGGUGAGAAUGCAGUAUUGCAGGCUGCUGACUGCCAGGAGUUUGAUCCUGACAGUCUGAAGGUUGACUCAGCUUUCCAUCCUUCCGAGUUCGGUAAAAUGAGGACCCAGAUGCUUGGGGGCAAUAGGCUGACUCUGUAAGCCACUUAGAGAGGGCUGUAAAGCACUGUGAAGCGGUAUAUAAGUCUUGUGCUAUUGCUAUAUGAUCUGUUACCAAAGGCUGCUUGCUCCAACUGUAAGCUAAAAAAACUGAUUUAUUAUUGCUUUUCUUGUCUUCCUCACGAUUCUUAAGACAAUGUGUCUGUUACAUUUAAAACGUAGAAGAAAAAUGAUUGUGCCAAAAUAUUUCUGCGUUCCAAUGUGUUUGUUGUGUGCUUUACAGCUUUGGUAAGAGUAUUAUUCAGUUUUCAGUUGUUUUAAGAUCACAUGAGAGAAAAUUUAAACCAAUACCUUGGGAUCUUCUUUUCCUGAAGUGUCAAACGCUAGUUGUCAGCAUAAGAAGAAACAAAUGCAUUCCAGUUCUUUGACUGAUUUUAUACAAAACCUUAACCCUAAAUGCAUAGAACAAGAUGAACAACAUUUAAGGUUGAUGUGAUCUGUAUUUAAGCAAAUAUGCCGUAUUAGGACAACGUGAUGAGUUGAUUCACAAAAAUGAUAGAGAUUGUUUCAGUUCAGGAUUUUCACAACACAGUCACAAUCUAGCCUGUACUAAUUUUGCAUAUUCAGCAUCUUAGAUCAAUGUUUUUUCAACUUAGAAACUUUAAGAUGUGUGAACUUCAACUCCCUGAAUUCUGGCUGAGAAAUUCUGGGAAUUAAAGUCCACACUUCUUAAAAGUUGCCAAGUUUGAAAACUGUUUUAGUGACCAUCAAGCCAACUGAGAGGACUGAUAUUAAAUCCUGCCAUAGCUUUAUUGUUGUCAGCUUUUACUGUACUAGAACUGUAAGGGCCUUAAAAAUUGGAUUAGGGAAUUCUGGGUUCUCUUCCUUAUUUCUUCUUUUUUAUGAGUCCAAUGAAAAACUUGAUUUAUUCUCUUUCUUCCUGCUUCUUUUUUUUAAAAAAAAGAUUUACAUCUUUGGAUAGUAUUAAAAUAUGCCAUUUUACUGGAAAAUGACAACUGGAAAAAAACCUGCCUUUUUAAGGGUGGCAGAAUGUUUUACUACAUCAUACUUGGGCUGUCCUUAAAUGUAAUUAUGAAUUUGUAUUCUUGAUAAAAAUGUUUUCAUUUGGAAGAAGAAAAAAAGCAGACAUUGAUUGAAUAAUGAAGUGGGGCAUUCCCUUUGUCACGUAAUGACCGUGAAAUCACUAAUACAGAUAGUCCUAGACUUACGACUGUAACUAAGCCCAGAAUUACAGUCAUGAGUCAUUGCAGUCAUAAAUUGAGUCAUCAUGUGACCAGACCCAAUUUUUUGACAUUUUUUUGUAGCAGUUGUUAAGCAAAUCCAUUUGCCCCAAUGGGUGAAAUCAGCAAAACUCACAUGACUGCAAAUUAUGAGCUGGUUGCAAAGUGCUGAAAAUGCAGACAUGGGACUAUGCACAAGGGGAUGGAUGUAGCCAUUGUAAAUUUAAAAACAGGUCAUAAUUAAGGGGAGGACUGUUGUAACUUUGAAUAGUCAUUAAGUGAAUAAUCGUAAGUCAAGGACUACCUGUAUAUCUCCUUUUUGGUUGUAAAUACACAAAUCAAGUAAACCUGAAGGACACUGUAAUCUAUUUGGGCACAGAAGGACAGUUCAUCAUCUACAGCUUGAAACUUUUCAGUCUUAACAUAUUUAUGAUUGUAUAUUGCAAAUAGUUGGAUAUUCAAAGAACUAUAGUUAGGUAUUUUGCAAAACCAGACAGAGAAAAAGUAAUACUUCAGUAUUUGGAGGGAGCAGAAUUGAUCCCAUGCUCCAUUUUGAGAGCUGUUUGAGACUCAAUAGUGAAGUUCCUAGCUCAUAUUUUGCUGGAUAUUGCUUUACUUUGUCCUACUCUAUAGAAGAAGCUGCAAAUGUGGAUUUUCUAUUGAUCUGUUUCUUGUGCUUCCUUUCCUAUACACAGGCAGCUAAUCAUGGUCACACUGUAUAUACAUGAGUUGAGCUGGAUCAGGAAAAUGAUGAUAUAAAGCAGUAUUUCUCAAGCUUGCAACUUGAAGUUGUGUGGACUUUAAUUUCCAGAAUUCCCCAGCCAGCAUGGCUGGGGAAUUCUGGGAGUUGAAGUCCACUCAAGUUGCCAAAGUUGAGAAACAUUGAUAUAUCGAGAGAACUUCUAUAAGCAACCUACCAUCCUAAGCAAUCUAAGAUCUGGUGCUGAUCAGUGUAGUGAAAUAAUCUCAUUGACUGUUGUAGAAUUUUGAAAUUGUUCAAGCUAAAAUUGCAAAGUAUAUGUAAUCGCUGCCAAAUGUAAAGUUGUCUCAUGCAGUUGGAUUUAAUGUAAAUGAAACUUCUCUUGUUUCUCAUUCCGUCUUUUGAUUGUUCCUCAGUUUGUUUUGUUUUGGGUUUCAUGAAUGUUUUUUUUAAAAAUCUUCAUUGGACUUCUUCUUACACAGUUUUCAAGAUAUUUUGCAAUGAAUGUUCUUGCUAAAGGCUAAUGAAUAAAUUUGAGUUUUGUUUUUUUUAAAAAAAGAGGUUACUCUCUUUCAUUGCUGACCUAGGCAUUUUUUUAAAUAAUAGAUUGUAAUAUUGUAUUUAUAAGUUCCACCAAAAAUUACCUCUGGGAAUUAAGCCAAAAUGCAUUUAAAAUGCAGGUGGGAUGCUUGCGGGCAUAUCUCAUUUGUAAGCAUGUCUCAGGAUGUUAGGGUUCAUAUCCUGAUUUAUAAACCUUCCUGCAACACUUGUUGAGAUGUAGAGUCUACAUGAAUCUAAGCUGUGAAAGGAUGGGUUAAAGUAAAGACUUUAGUAAAGACCAAGGUGAGAGCUGUAGGCAACAACAUUUCAUUUUAAUGUAUGCCAAUUAGUGUACAUUCAAAAUGACAAUAAAGUUAUCCUAAGUUCUAAGUGUAAAGUAAAAACCCUUCAACCCUCCUUUCGCCUUCAUUGUAUUUGGCCUACCCACCCAUGCUGCCAGUGUUGACAAGAUGGAAAUUAAAACCUGGCAGAGAAUGGGGAAGAAGUGUCUUUAUACAUUUUUCAUGAACUCAGUCAAUUGACAAAGAGAUCAAAACUGGGAGAAAUUUCCUGACAGUGAGAAAAAUUAAUCAAUAGAACAACUUGCCUCCAGAAGUUGUAGGUACUCCAUCACUGCAGGUUUGCAAGAAAAGAUCUGACAACCAGUUUUCUGGAAUGAUAUAAGGACUCACGCCUUGGGCAGAGGGUUAAACUAGAAGACCUGCAGGGUCCCUUACAACUCAGUUAUUCUAUAUUCAACCAACUCCAUGGUUAAGCAGAUCACAGAUUACUGAGAUAUGUGAAUCUAGGCUUAAAAUGCAUACAUCCACACACCCAUAUGCAAAACAUUUAAAACUGGUUUUAGGAGUAGGAAAAACAUGAAGGAACUUUUAGUUGUUUAGAAAAGAUUCUUCAGCAUGAGAAUAAACCCAAAAUAACCCUAAUUUGAUUGUGUUUGGAAUAAGAUGGAACAUUUUUGGAAACGUUGCUAUGCCUGUCUCUUGAAAUGGUUUGUCUCAAAGGAGUGACAAUCAGCCUUGAUGGAUGUUACGAGAAUGGAUACCCAAACACAGGGAGACCCCUAAACUGGGGGAAGGUGCUUUAUGAAGCUAUCUACCGUUUGUCCAGGGUUUGACAUUCUCCAUAAGGGGUUUCAUACUGUUCUUCUGUCACUUGGCGCAUGUGGGCUUCACAUUUGAAGGAAGACAAUUUUCAUGAUGGCCCCUGUGUGUCUCUGGGGUCCAUUUGAGAUUAAAUGGAGGGCAAAGACUCCCUGCUGGUCCUAAACCUGAUUUAAUUCUGCCUCUAAUGUUUACAGCUAGUCAACCUCGUAAUCUCAUUCAGCCUAAGCAUAAUAGUUCAUCCAUCAUUCUUCCCAUCUUUUUUCCUGGAUGGCCCCCAUCUACUCAAAUUGAAUUAGGUCUAAUUAAAUCAUGCUGGAAGAUGGAUCAUGCGUCCCUGAGGCAGGUCCCUCAAGACACAUGGGCACAGUAGCCUCUCGGCCCCAUGGAGCCCCCACUUUCUCCCUCUGGUCUUUGAGUCAAGCAUAUUUUGAUGAACAAGAACUUCUUCACCAGUUCAUGGGAAAGUAUUUGCAAAUUGGCUUUGUCCUCAUGAUUUCUGGGUCCUAUAAUUUUUUCUUUCCCCUAUUUUUUUCUCCAUAAGAAAGGAAGCUAAGAAACUAGUUAUUCAAGAGAUACUGUAGAUAUUCUGGAAAUCCUCAAGAUCAUAGACAGUGGUUCUCUCCAUCUAGAUGACAUGGGAAGCAAAUUAAGUUUGGAAAUAAUAGGAUCAUUUUUGAGUUUUUUGUGUGUGAGGUUGCAUGAGGAAACAAACACCUUAAAAAUGGAAUAUCUUCCUCCCCAAGCCCAUCAUUUCCCCACCAUACAAUCAGUGAAAAAUCCAGACUGCUUUGAGUCAGCUGGCUUUAUAACUAAUAAACUUUUGGGUUGUUUCACAAUGAAAGGAUGAGAUCGCUCAGCUGAAAAUCUUAUAACAAUGACCUUUUUGCUUUUCCCUGCUGGGAAGGUGGUACACGUACUGAUAGAGAAUUGAAAUGGCUACAUAGAUGCUGCUGAUGCCCAAUUAACUCAUGAUGGAUGUUCUUUGUGGUUUUUCUUAAGUUGGCAGUAGGGACGCUGACAUCAGCUUUACUCCCUUUUUUUAAAAUUGCAAAACCAAAAGAAAAAAAAAUGGUGAGGAAGUUUCAUGCUCUCUUUGCUAUCACAACAAUGAUUUUAUUUAUUAAGAGGAUUUCUCCUCUAUCCAUUGGCUGUGGUCAAGGAGCACAAAGUAGCUGAUUACAUUAAAAGAAAAGCAAAUGAUCCCCUGAAAAGUCUGUCCCCCAAGUCUGUCAAUGAUUGAAAAGAGAUGUGAUUGAGAAUCAAGGAAUAAAGCUUAAAAAAAAGGAAUGGAUUAUUAAAUUUGUCUUUCUAAACAUUUUAAAUAUGUUGGAAUUUAUUUCCCCCCCAGGAUUCUGAGCAUAAAUGUUAGCUUUAUGUAACAUAAAGCUUUAUGUACUGUAAAUAGAAGACCUCUAUUUUGCUUCCAAUUAAGCAACCUAUUACUAGUACACUUGAGGUACUAAUACUGCUCUAUAAAGUCUUAUUAAAGCCACACCUAGAAUAUUGCAGUGGUCACCACACUAUUAAAAAAAAGAUAUUGAGACUCUGGAAAGAGUGCACAAAAGAGCAACAAAGAUGAUUAGGGGACUGGAGGCUAAAACAUGAACGG
Ahaetulla prasina is the source of this 16599-nucleotide messenger RNA. RefSeq names its product APC membrane recruitment protein 1 (gene AMER1). Gene Ontology annotation, biological process: regulation of canonical Wnt signaling pathway. Gene Ontology annotation, molecular function: phosphatidylinositol-4,5-bisphosphate binding; beta-catenin binding. The transcript is spliced from 2 exons. The record is from RefSeq and is a predicted model, not a curated record. Lineage: Eukaryota; Metazoa; Chordata; Lepidosauria; Squamata; Colubridae. Bases 186 to 3428 code for a protein of 1080 amino acids. Gene Ontology annotation, cellular component: plasma membrane.